Synchytrium microbalum is the source of this 1494-nucleotide messenger RNA. RefSeq names its product phosphogluconate dehydrogenase (NADP+-dependent, decarboxylating). The transcript has 9 exons. Gene Ontology annotation, cellular component: cytosol. Lineage: Eukaryota; Fungi; Chytridiomycota; Chytridiomycetes; Synchytriales; Synchytriaceae. Gene Ontology annotation, biological process: pentose-phosphate shunt, oxidative branch; pentose-phosphate shunt. Bases 1 to 1494 code for a protein of 497 amino acids. The record is from RefSeq and is a predicted model, not a curated record. Gene Ontology annotation, molecular function: NADP binding; phosphogluconate dehydrogenase (decarboxylating) activity.
AUGGCAGCAACUGCACGCAUCAACCAAUUGGCUGCUUCUCUUGGCGGUCCCAGUGGUGAUAUUGGUCUGAUAGGUUUGGCCGUCAUGGGUCAAAACUUGAUCUUGAACAUGAACGAUCACGGAUACACUGUAGUUGCUUACAACCGAACAACUGAAAAGGUCAAACAGUUCUUGGACAAUGAAGCUAAAGGAACCAAAAUCCAAGGCGCAUUCUCCAUCGCUGAACUAUGUGCCAAACUCAAAAAGCCACGUAAAAUCAUGUUGUUGGUUAAAGCUGGAUCAGCUGUAGACGACUUUAUCGCUCAAUUGUUGCCACAUUGUGAAGCUGGCGAUUGUAUUAUCGAUGGGGGAAACUCGCACUUCCCUGAUUCGAUUCGUCGUACCAAGGAACUGGAGGCUAAGGGAUUCUUGUUUAUUGGAACUGGUGUGUCUGGUGGUGAAGAAGGAGCCAGAUAUGGUCCUUCAAUUAUGCCUGGUGGGUCUCCUAAGGCUUGGCCUUUGGUAAAGAACAUCUUCCAAGACAUCUCUGCCAAGACCAAAGAUGGUGAAGCAUGUUGUGAUUGGGUUGGUGAAGGUGGAUCAGGUCAUUACGUAAAGAUGGUGCACAACGGUAUUGAAUAUGGUGACAUGCAAAUCAUUGCCGAAGCCUACUUUUUGAUGAAGACAUGUCUACACAUGACUGCCGAUGAAAUGGCUGAUGUACUUGAUGAAUGGAACAAGGGGGAAUUGGACUCCUUCUUGAUUGAAAUCACUCGAGACAUCAUGAGAUUCAAGGAUGAAGAUGGUACUGCUUUGGUUGAGAAGAUUCGUGAUACCGCUGGCCAGAAAGGAACUGGUAAAUGGACUGCCAUCCAAGCUCUUGACUUGGGAACUCCCGUCACCUUGAUUGGUGAAGCUGUCUUUGCUCGAUGCCUAUCAGCGUUAAAGACGGAGCGAGAGGCUGCAUCCAAGAUCCUUGAUGCCCACUCUGUCGAAUUCAAAGGCGAUAAGAAGGCCUUUAUUGAAGAUAUCAGACAGGCUGUAUAUGCUGCCAAGAUCAUCUCGUAUGCUCAAGGCUUUAUGGAAUUACGUGAGGCUGCCAAGGAACAAGCAUGGAACUUGAACUAUCCUUCUAUUGCUCUUAUGUGGCGUGGUGGUUGUAUCAUUCGAAGUGUAUUCUUGGGAGAUAUUACAGCUGCCUUCCGCAAAAACCAACACCUCACCAACCUUCUUCUGGAUCCAUUCUUCACCAGUGCCAUCCACCGUUGUAUGCCAUCAUUCCGUCGUGUAUGUGCUCAAGCCAUGUUGAGCGGAGCUCCAAUCCCAUGUUUAGCUACUGCUCUCAACUUUUAUGAUGGAUACCGUCUUCCUCGUGGAUCAGCCAACUUGCUCCAAGCUCAACGUGAUUACUUUGGUGCUCACACAUACGAGCUAGAAGGCAAACCAGGAGACUGGGUUCACACCAACUGGACUGGUCGUGGUGGUCGUGUCGCAUCUUCCACAUACCAAGCAUAA